Messenger RNA from Theileria equi strain WA, 342 nucleotides. RefSeq lists its product as hypothetical. Bases 1 to 342 code for a protein of 113 amino acids. The transcript has 2 exons. The record is from RefSeq and is a predicted model, not a curated record. NCBI's taxonomy places the organism in Eukaryota, Apicomplexa, Aconoidasida, Piroplasmida, Theileriidae.
AUGGACGUAUUAGAAUUCUUUGCUCAGAGUAAUUUUUCACUGAGCGGUCUAAAUAAUAAAAGCGCGCUGUUUACUAUAUGCAAGGAACUAAUUGAUAACGCAUUUGAUGCCUGCAAAUCAAAGACUCAAAGAAUACACCACAUUGCCCUUGACAUCUCUAAAUGCAAACCUGAAGAUCCGAUCCAAGUAACUUGCCUGGAUGAUGGUUGUGGCAUAAGCUGCGAUUCAAUUGAGUCUAUCGGAGAAAUUUUCAACUCAUCAAAGAAAUUAGAGGAAAGUUCUGGUGCAUUCGGUCUAGGCCUCAAAACGGUAGGUCGACACACCAACCCAAACAAUCUUUAG